Molecule: messenger RNA, 1511 nt
Organism: Oncorhynchus gorbuscha (pink salmon)
Lineage: Eukaryota; Metazoa; Chordata; Actinopteri; Salmoniformes; Salmonidae
Product: DEK domain-containing chromatin-associated protein 2-like
Exons: 8
Coding region: 198-1511 (437 amino acids)
Source: RefSeq, a predicted model, not a curated record
AAAACUGAAACAUUCAGGUUUUAAAUAUGUUAAUGUUCAUUAGCUGAUCUCAGUGUUUAAAAACAUUUCUGUUGACGUAUUAACUGGUUAACUUGAACCUAAUUUGCUUGUUCAAUUUGCAAACUUGUUAAAGAUUGAUACUGAGCCUAGCACUAGGUUAUUCGCUAAUGCUAACUAGCUAACUAACAUCACUGACCAUGAGCUCACUAAACUACUCCUCCUCUGCUAAAGAAGUGGAUGUCUGCUGUCCGGAGAAAGAAGCUCUGGCGCUGAACAUUGUCGUGAAAGACGAAGAGGAGGAUGAUAUUACAGUGAAAGGAGAGAAAGAACCGCUUAGAGAGGAAGAGGAUGCUUUCUCAACAAAGGUGAAGAAGGAAUACGUUUUGGGAGUGAAAGAUGAGACAGAAUAUCUCAUGAACACCCGAGAGAGACAUGACUAUGGUGGAUCCUCUGGGGAGCCUCAACAACAUCCCGAUGCUGACGAGACAGAGAAGAGUCUCUCCAGAUCAGAACACCAGAUGGACAACACUAGCCCUUCCUCCCUCCCGGAGUCCCUGUAUCGUGCCUCUCCCGGUAGCACCUUACUGCUGGGUAUGAAGAGGUUGUCUGUGCUGCUGGUGGACUGCAGGAAAACAACGGGGCUGAGUGGAACUGUGAGAGGAGGAGAAGAGAAGAAAGGAUCAGAUUUGACUCAUCAAAGAUACGGCACGAGGCUAAUCUCCCGGAGGUCACUAAACUCAACGGAGAAAGAAGUUCUGGUGAAAGGAGACGAAGAAGCUUUCAGGAUGAUAAAGGAGGAAGAGGAGGCUAUUGCUUUGAAAGAAGAAGUGGAUGAUAUUACAGUGAAAGAGGAAGAUGGGAAAGAGGUCAGAGUGGAAAACGAGGAGGUAGAAGCUUUCAGAAUCAAAAAGGAGGAAGAUUCCAUAACAUUGAAAGAAGAGGAAGAACAUGUUGGAGUGAAAGAGGAAGAGGAGGCUAUCUCAAUUAAAGAGGAGGAGUCAGAAUAUCCAAUUACAAUCAGAGAGAGACAUGACUAUGGUGGAUCCUCUGGGGAGCCUCAACAACAUCCUGAUGCUGACGAGGCAGAGAAGAGUCUCUCCAGAUCAGAACACCAGAUGGACAAUGCUAUCUCACCCCCUUCCACCCUCCUGGAGUCACUUUGUCGUGCCUCUCCCGGUAGCACUUUACUGCUGGGUAUGAAGACGUUGUCUGUGUUGCUGGUGGACUGCAGGAAAACAACGGGGCUGAGUGGAACUGUGAGAGGAGGAGAAGAGAAGAAAGGAUCAGAUUUGACACAUCAAAAAGAGGAGGUCUGCUCUAUGGAGAAUGAAGCUCUGGCGAUGAACAUUGUCGUGAAAGAAGAAGAAGAAGAAGAAGAGGAUAUUACUGUGAAAGGAGAGGAAGAAUCUUUCAGAAUGAAAAAGGAGGAAGAGGAGGCUGUUAUAGUGAAAGAAGAGAAAGAACCGUUUAGAGAGGAAGAGGAUGCUAUCUCAAUAAAGUUCUACACUUGA